GGGCGAUUGCAAUUCGAACACCGAGUCUGAGAGCGGCUUCGGGUAGAGCAGAGAAGGGCAAUGGCGGCUAACUGUGCGAGAAGAACCCUACUAAUCUCUUCCGCUUCUGCCAAAGCCCUGCUAAGCCGUACUUCAUCACCUUUGGCUGCGAAAGCUUCCAAGUUGACUGGAGGACUCGCUGCUCAGAAGCGCGUAUUAUCCAGGCUUCCUGUGGAGUUGACUGGUAUGCAGCAGUCUUUGAUGCCGUUGCACAGCGUUACUGCUUCUGCCUUAUUCACUUCGUUGCUGUCUUUGCACAAUCACAAUUGGGGGUGUCUAUCGGAAGGAUUUGCAACGCCUCUAUAACAUGGCCAAUGAGUUCCUGUUCUAAGUAACCAGCCAGAUAAACACUCGCAUCGGAUUUUAUUUCAAUCCAUGUUUCUAAUUGUGGUUGCACUAGAUUCAUCGUCAGAGCAAGAUGGUUAUCUCUUUCUUCGUUUUUGUUGUUUUUUGUUUUCUUUUUUUGAAGUGUAAUGAUGGUGGUGAUCACCUUCGCCACCUUCUGAUUUAGGUUCGGUUUGGUAGUAGAGAAUUUUGAGAUGAGAAUUUUGAAUUUUAAGAUGAACUAUUAAAAUAUUAUUUUAA
Molecule: messenger RNA, 624 nt
Organism: Carya illinoinensis
Lineage: Eukaryota; Viridiplantae; Streptophyta; Magnoliopsida; Fagales; Juglandaceae
Product: protein NUCLEAR FUSION DEFECTIVE 6, mitochondrial
Exons: 3
Coding region: 61-345 (94 amino acids)
Cellular component (GO): mitochondrion
Source: RefSeq, a predicted model, not a curated record